GGAUGGCGACGGUGCACGGCGUCUGAGCGGGCUGGGGCCAUGAGUGCCACCCGGCCCCAGUUCAGCAUCGAUGACGCCUUCGAGCUGUCCCUGGAGGACGCGGGCCCUGGGCCCGAGUCCAGCGGGGUCGCCCGCUUCGGGCCGCUGCACUUCCAGCGCCGGGCCCGGUUCGAGGUGGCCGACGAGGACAAGCAGUCCCGGCUGCGCUACCAGAACCUGGAGAACGAUGAGGAUGGAACCCAGACCUCUCCGGAGCCGGAUGGGGGAGCCGGCACCAGGGAUUCUGGCCGAACAUCCAUCCGCAGCUCCCAGUGGUCCUUUAGCACAAUCAGCAGUAGCACUCAGCGCUCCUACGAUGCCUGCUGCAGCUGGACUCAACACCCUUUGAUCCAGAAGAACCACAGGGUAGUGCUGGCCUCCUUCCUGCUCCUCCUGCUGGGGCUGGUGUUGAUCCUGACCGGCGUGGGACUGGAGGUGGCCCCCUCGACAGGUGUCUCCAGCGCCAUCUUCUUCGUUCCCGGCUUCCUGUUGCUGGUCCCUGGAGUCUACCACGUGACCUUCAUCUACUGCGCGGUCAAGGGCCACCGGGGCUUCCAGUUCUUCUACCUGCCCUACUUCGAGAAGUGAGCAGGCGGCCCCGCGCGGCCUCCUCGCGUCCCUAGGGGGCGCCCCUGGGGCCCGCGCCCGCUUCGGUACCCUCAUCUCAAGGGAAAAGACCCUGCGGGACCCUCGAGGCCCCAGUCCCCUCAGGAGUUUGCUCCGGAAGUUUGGGGCAGUGGGCCUCGGGCCACUACCUGGGCCUGGGAAAGUCGCCCCUUCCGUGCUCCGUGCCUUAACUUAUUCUUGGGGGGCUGCUGGGUUGGUGGUGUUUUGUGCUAAUAAAAGGGUAAUGCUUAAUUCC
This is a messenger RNA of Lipotes vexillifer (Yangtze River dolphin), 901 nucleotides long. RefSeq names its product transmembrane protein 134 (gene TMEM134). Lineage: Eukaryota; Metazoa; Chordata; Mammalia; Artiodactyla; Lipotidae. The coding region runs from base 40 to 627 and encodes 195 amino acids. The transcript is spliced from 8 exons. The record is from RefSeq and is a predicted model, not a curated record.